AUGGCCGAAUCAUUGGAGACUCAAAUAGGAGAUGCAGAUGAUCUUGAAGACAGACUCAGCGUAAUGGAAUCAGUCGUAGAACAGAUGAAAGCCCAAUCUAUCACACGAGCACAACUUGAAGUUUUACUUAACCAAUACAUAAUUCUUGAGGAUUCUAUACUGCUAGGUCUUCAAUCUCUCGCAAAAACUGCUGACGACCCUUCAGUCCAACAGCAAAUCACAAACUGUGCGGAGAAAUUUAACGAAUAUGGCUCAGAUUACCAAGACACAUGAAGUGAGGAGUUUUGGAGCAUUUACGAACUAAUUCGUGAAGGAUACCAAAAAUCAGGGAAGAAAAAGACAGGUGCUGAAAUUGCAAAUCAAAUUGCAGACGUCCAAGAAAUCGCUUUGACGCUAAAUAGAAUAUCUAGAGGAGGAACAGUAGAAGGGUCAGGGAAAAAAGUCCUUGAAGAAGUAGAUGAGCUGUCAAAGAAAUAUAAAUCAAGCACAAUUAUUGUUCAAGAAAAAGAAGAAGAGCCUAAGCAGCAGCAAAAAUGUGUAAACAAGUGUGCAGUCAUGUAA
Molecule: messenger RNA, 561 nt
Organism: Blepharisma stoltei
Lineage: Eukaryota; Ciliophora; Heterotrichea; Heterotrichida; Blepharismidae
Source: the annotation of a GenBank genome assembly